Messenger RNA from Ciona intestinalis (vase tunicate), 4150 nucleotides. Lineage: Eukaryota; Metazoa; Chordata; Ascidiacea; Phlebobranchia; Cionidae. The record is from RefSeq and is a predicted model, not a curated record.
CUUACCCCAGGUUACCUUCCCCGCAAGCUUUCACAAUCUCGUAUAAGAUUCCAGCAGAUUUGAUGGCGUUUUCGAAGGCACUUUCUCUCGACGCUGAAACCAAAAUAUAAGGCUCUCAAAGACACGAAGCACAAAAAAAACCAAACGAACCCACAAAGAUGCGAGGCUAAGACCGCUUGAAGACUAUCACAACAAAUACUGUCGUUGUGCCUUGAUGUCUGAUAUUAAACGAUCAGUUUGCUUUUGUAAUCUCCCCCAGACGUGCGAUAACAACCAGCAUUGCGCCUUUUAUAGCCGGAAAAACACAAUGUCAAUCAAACAUUGCUGGACAAUCGUGAGAAGAAUUUGGAGCUGGCGACUCCACAGCUAACCCGGGCUUUUGAUGUGAAUGGAAUUAUAUCGCACGUCACCCAAUCUUGCUACGAUAGCUCUGAACUAGGCGGCGAAAUAUGACUAACGAUCUCGUCAGAAAUUCUCCUUUAACAAAGAUUUUGUUGAGACUAGUAUCCUUGUACGUCAUGUCGCAGUCUCCGAAACUAAGUCUAUCCGUGCCCCCUGAUGCGUUUGACACUGGUUCGUCAGACGGAGAACCCUUCUCUCCACUUCCUCCUGAAAUCCAGCGGCUUCGGAAUGAUUCGGAUCCGAAGUCUGAGUUUCGGAGAAAGAAAUCUCGCAUCGUCCGCCAAAACCCAAUUCCUAAAGUUCCGGUCGGAUUCUUUUCUAUAAUUCGUACGAUGACAGUUGACUUUGUACUUCCGAAUGAGAAAACUGUCACUUUAAACUGUGUGGGCAACCAAACUGUCGGUCAAAUCAAGAGCGAUUUACUAGAACGAAUACGAGACCAAUAUCUUGCAUACGAGAAAGUUUGGGAGCAUGAGCUGCUACUUACCUACACCAUUGACGGAAAAACUUACGAAAUCUGCGACAUGCACCAAACAUUUCAGACGUUGAGAGUUAUUAACAUGUGGACGAAAACUGGACUCAAGGGAACGUUGGAUGUUCGACACCUAACGGCAGAAAGCAACGAAGAAAGACUUUUCAACUUAACCCUCGGUUCGCUUAUGGGGGUGAUUUGGGGUAAAUACGGAUCCAUGGUCAAACAUAACACUGCGGUUACUGAUGAUGAGGUUUACGUUACAAGAAGGAAACUUACAAAUGUUCGGCGUCGAGCUUUGAGGUCGAGGUUUCCAAGUACUUACUCAAUGGAACCAAUACUCGACCAUACAACGCCACCAACGCAUGUGAAGGCGAAUUUUCAAGAAGACGAAACGAUAACCGUUUGCAUAUAUGGGCCAAGCAAGAGCAGUACAACUAUGUCAGUAGGAGUUUACGAUCCACCCUCGAAAAUUAUGGAGGAUUUCUUUGAAAGUCUUACACCGGCAAGGAAAAUAGCGUUCGGAAUUCCCGAAGAAGCCAAAGCUCCAGAUUACGUGUUGAAAGUUUGCGGGAUGUGUGAUUACAUAUGGGGACCUCACGAGAUAAUGGAUUUUGUUUACAUUCGGCACUGUGUAGCUCGGAGACGCGAGCCCCAACUUGCUCUAUGUGUUCCCCCCAAUGACGCCGAAGACGAAGUCUUAAGCGUGCACGAUCCGUGGUUCUUUGUGGAUGAUUCCACUGGUGUAACCGAGAACCAUCAACAACUCACGCUAGUCGGCUGCAAGAAGAACCACACAGAAAUCGUGGCGUUUUCGCUCUGGGACAUGACGCGAAAGUUUAGAAUAAAAGUUUUAGGUGUGGACUACCUUACACCCGAGAACGAAACGGUUGGGACACCGGACGAGCUUUACGUUGAGUUUUCGCUUUACAGCGGAAGACAGAGAUUAGCGGAACCUGUACGAACUAAACCAGUUGCUUCCAACGCCGAUCUAAGAUGGUAUACUUCAUUAGAAUUCGACAUUUUGCUUCGAAACGUUCCAAAAGAAGCAAGACUGAACGCGAAUAUUAUUGGUAUUUUCCGGACAAAGUCGGUAAAAGUGAAAACGGGAAUCAAGUCCGUGUCCUCGAACGGAGAUCAACAUGUUAUACUACGAUGGGCUAAUAUGCAACUUUUAAAUCAUAGAUCAGUGUUGUGCACUGGGCGUCAUGCUUUCAAAACCUGGCCUAUGUCGUACAGUGAAGAUGUGUCAGUUGAAACACACACUGGAACCACUGCUCCAAAUGACGGGGUAGAAUCCACAAGUAGCACGGCUGAAAUACAUUUUGAGCUUGACUCUUACAUGCAUCCUGUAGUCUUCCCUAAUGGAGGAUGGAAGACCUCAAACCCAGAAGAUCAAGCUCCAGACCCAAUCCAUGGAUCCUCGGAUUGGAAGAAGUUGGAAGAGAUCAUUCAAUCUGAUACUCUUACUGAACUAACACUGGAGGAUAAGGCUCUUCUUAAGAAAUACAGAUCUUACUGCAGAGGAAGAGCCAAUUCGUUGCCUAAAGUUUUGCAAGCAGUUGAUGCUGCUAGUUUGGAUAGUGUGGUUGACAUGCACGCCUUGCUGAAUAAGUGGCCGGCUUUAUCAGUAGAGGUAGCACUGGAGCUACUGGACUCUCAAUAUGAAGAUGAGAAAGUACGUAGUUUGGCCGUGAAAACUCUCAAGUGUUUGAGCAACACCAAACUUCAUGCUUACCUUCUGCAGCUAACUCAGGUUUUAAAAUUUGAGCCAUAUCAUGACAGUGCUUUGGCCCGUUUUCUCCUCACGAGGGCACUGCAGAGCAAGAGAAUCGGGCAUUACUUCUUCUGGUUUCUCAGAUCGGAGAUUGAAAACCCUCAUGUCAGUCAACGUUAUUCGAUCUUGCUCGAAGCAUAUCUACGUGGGUGUGGAAGCAACAUGCUGAAAGAAUUUUCUAAACAGUGCGCGGUUACUAACACGCUGAAAAACUUUUCUUCACUAAUCUCGAUGAAAUUGAGCAAAAACUCCAACAGUGGCCUCAAAACUGAAAUAUUACGAGAGCAGUUGGCGAGAAUAAGCCUUCCAGAGACUUUUAAGGCUCCAUUUGAUCCAAGGAUUACUCUCGGGCGUCUAAUGGCAGAAAAAUCCAAAAUCAUGGAUUCUAAAAAGAAACCCUUGUGGCUGGAAUUUGAAAACGCUGAUGAAAACGUUAUUAAUGAAUCUACUAGUGUUAUAAGAAUAAUCUUCAAACAGGGUGAUGAUUUACGACAAGAUAUGUUGACUCUGCAAAUGUUGUCGCUUAUGGGUCAACUAUGGAAUGAAGAAGGAUUAGACUUGCAUCUCCUGCCUUAUGGAUGUCUAAGUACAGGUCUUCAAGUUGGCAUCAUCCAGAUCGUUCCGAAUGCAACCACUGUUGCCCGCAUCCAGAAAGAGUCCGGAGGACUUAUCCGUGGGACGUUCAAAGACGAGGUUCUGAAGAAAUGGCUGGAAAGAAAGAAUCCAACGACUGACAGAAUGAAUUCCGCCGUGGAGACGUUCAUGUUAUCUUGUGCUGGUUACUGUGUGGCUACUUAUGUUUUAGGCAUUGGAGACCGGCAUAAUGAUAAUAUUAUGGUGACGGAGUCCGGCAAUUUAUUCCAUAUCGACUUCGGGCAUUUCCUCGGAAACACAAAAAGGUUUUACGGCAUUCAACGAGAGCGUGUGCCUUUCGUUUUAACCCCAGAUUUCGUUCAUGUUAUGGGAACAGAAGAUGGGGAAUUAUUCCAACGUUUUAUGGAUACCUGCGUGCUUGCAUACUUAGUAAUACGCAGACACGCACCUCUUUUUAUCAACCUCUUUCACAUGAUGAAGUCAACAGGGAUACCAGAACUUAAUUCAGUCAGAGACAUUCGCUAUUUACAAAAUGUUCUUGUUCUUGAUAAGACUGAACAUGAAGCAAGUCAGCAUUUUCUUUCAGAAAUCGCAGGAGUUUUGCGUAAGAACUGGACAGUCCAAGUCAAUUGGUUGAUGCACCGGCUGGUACACUCUGGAAGUUCUUGAACGACGAACAGUUCUUAAAUUUCAAAAUGGGACAAAAUAAUUAGGUUUUAUUGAAUGAAUGAAUGAAAUUUUAGGUUUUAAUGCCAGAAAAACUUUGCGUUUGGAAUAAUGUCCCAUGCACUUGUUUUCAUGAAUUUGUUUUAAAUUUUAAAAAUGUUUUUUUAGUGAUCGUUAUAUAGAAUUUUAUCAUUCAAAAAGAAAAAAAUCUGCGGGUCAUUAAAUUUCGUGACACUCCC